AUGGAGCCUGGCUUGCGCACCCCUCCCGCCGACCAGCUCUCCCCACCUCCCUCUGACGCCUCAGACGAUGAGCUGAGGCACCAGGCUGCCGUACCGUCAAGCGGCGGCAAGAAGAGGGUUCCCAACAAGUGGGAGAAGCAAGGCGAGAAGCAUGCCGACUCCGCCAUCCCCGACGACUAUGUCACUCGCACCCUCGAGCGAGAGCCUCCUCUGCCACCCAUUCAGUGGAAGAACAUCUUCAGCGAGAUCCAGUGGGUUUCCUUCAUCGUCCUUACUUCCACUCCACUUCUCGCCCUCUACGGCAUGUUCACCACUCCUCUCCAGUGGAAGACGUUUGCGUGGUCCGUCGUCUACUACUUCUUUACUGGUCUCGGUAUCACGGCUGGCUACCACCGCCUGUGGGCCCACCGUAGUUACACUGCUUCUCGCCCUCUCGAGUACUUCCUUGCCCUCAUGGGCACUGGCGCUGUUCAAGGCUCUAUUCACUGGUGGGCUCGUGGCCAUCGUGCUCAUCACCGCUACACCGACACCGACCUCGACCCCUACGGGGCUCACAACGGUCUCCUAUGGUCGCAUCUGGGCUGGAUGAUUGUCAAGCCUCGCCGCAAGCCCGGUGUUGCUGACAUCUCGGACUUGCGCCGCCACCCUGUCAUCAAGUUUCAGCACAAGUUCUACCUGCCUCUGAUUGCCAUCAUGGGCUUCAUCUUCCCCACCGUCGUUGCUGGUCUCGGAUGGAAUGACUGGCGCGGUGGAUUCUUCUACGCCGCCGUCGCUCGCCUCGUCUUUGUCCACCACUCGACGUUCUGCGUCAAUUCUCUCGCCCACUGGCUCGGCGAGGCUAGCUUCGACAACAAGAUGACUCCUCGUGACCACUUCAUUACCGCACUCGUCACGGUAGGUGAGGGCUACCACAACUUCCAUCACCAGUUCCCCAUGGACUACCGCAAUGCCAUCAAAUGGCACCAGUAUGACCCUACCAAGUGGUUCAUCGGUACCAUGAAGGCUCUCGGCCUUGCAUCGCACCUCAAGACGUUCCCCGACAACGAGAUCAGGAAGGGUCAGCUUGCCAUGCAGCUGCAGCACGCUCACGAAGUUCAGGAGAAGCUCGAAUUCCCCAAGAGCGCCAACGAUCUGCCCGUCGUCUCGUGGGAGGAGUUCAAGGAGGAGUCGAAGAAUCGUCCCCUCAUCUGCGUCAGCGGCUUCAUCCACGAUGUCUCGUCCUUCCUCGACGAGCACCCGGGCGGUCGUCACCUCCUCGCAGCCCGUCUCGGCCAGGAUGCUACGUCGGCGUUCAACGGCGGUGUCUACGACCACAGCAACGCAGCCCACAACCUUCUCUCGAUGAUGCGCGUUGGUGUCCUCGACGGUGGCUACCAGCUCGCUGAGCUCGAGAAGGUCGAGGGCGAGGUAGAGCAGACGGAGAUCAAGUCGUCGCUCCUCAACGACCAGCUCAGGGGCGAGCUGACGCAGCGCAAGAACAAGAACAUCUCGCCCAAGGCUGCCGCCUACGUCGUACCCGGUCAGGCCUAUCACAUCGACAAGCGCGCAGAGCUCAAGGCCAACGUGCGCGACACGUCUGGCCGAGUGGGCAGGAUCUUCUGA
Molecule: messenger RNA, 1602 nt
Organism: Jaminaea rosea
Lineage: Eukaryota; Fungi; Basidiomycota; Exobasidiomycetes; Microstromatales
Product: putative stearoyl-CoA desaturase
Exons: 1
Coding region: 1-1602 (533 amino acids)
Biological process (GO): unsaturated fatty acid biosynthetic process
Cellular component (GO): endoplasmic reticulum membrane
Molecular function (GO): iron ion binding; stearoyl-CoA 9-desaturase activity; heme binding
Source: RefSeq, a predicted model, not a curated record